Messenger RNA from Leptidea sinapis, 3188 nucleotides. RefSeq names its product phenoloxidase-activating enzyme-like. Gene Ontology annotation, biological process: proteolysis. Bases 91 to 1482 code for a protein of 463 amino acids. The record is from RefSeq and is a predicted model, not a curated record. Gene Ontology annotation, molecular function: serine-type endopeptidase activity. The transcript is spliced from 8 exons. Lineage: Eukaryota; Metazoa; Arthropoda; Insecta; Lepidoptera; Pieridae.
UGACGUAUACCUGUCCAUUUACGCGAACAGGAAAACAAGCUUAAAAGUUUAGUAGUAGCUUUGUGACAUCCGAACAGAUCGCACGUUGCAAUGGUUUCCUGCGUUACGCUACUAUACCUGUUCGUGCUGCUGUGUUACGCCAGAAGCGCAGAUGAAGAAUGCAUAACGCCUACCGGAUUCCCAAGUCACUGCGUACCAAUAACCAAAUGCGACCAACUGCUGCAGAUGAUCCACGUGAAACCGCACGGGAGGGAGGUGGUAAAGGCGUGGCACUGUGGCUUCGACGGUGACAAUCCGAAUGUAUGCUGCCCGCCAUCUACGACCAAUAACAAAUGCGUGUCGCCAAACGGCAAGCCCGGCCGGUGUAUAAAGAUGUCCUCCUGCACGAGCAUCAACAUGCUGAUGCGCCCUCCCUUUUCAAGCAAGAAUAUGGAAUACAUCAAAAGUGCCAACUGUAACACUGAAGACACUAAUGCUGUACAUGUAUGCUGUGAGGAAGAUAAUAGUACAGGAGCAGUUACUGAUAAAGACACGGUUUCAUCAAAAACUAACGAACUUGGAAAUACCCCUGCACCAACAGAUUUGCCAAUUAAUAAUAAUGAAGCGAUAUCAAAGUUCGGCAAUGAGAACUGUCAAUCGUAUAUCAGUAUUCCGAGUCCGGCUACCGGGUGUUGCGGGGUUGAAGCUUCAUACGAUAACAGAAUUGUUGGUGGCAACAUGACUGCAAUAGACCAGUUCCCGUGGCUGGUGUUGAUAGAGUACGAGUCAAAAGAUUUGUUGUGCGGCGGAUCACUGAUAAGCCGUCGAUAUGUUCUCUCUGCUGCACACUGCAUCGUAACACAUGAUAAAACACCGAGGCUUGCACGAAGCGUUCGUGUAGGCGACUACAACAUCGAAAACGAAGGACCUGACUGCGUAGAAGCCGAAGGAGGCGCUGAAGAUUGCAACGUAGGGGCCAUAUCGAUACUUAUAGAUGAAUCUAUAAUUCACCCUGAGUAUCUAAGUUUAAAAACGAUUGUACAAAUUAACGACAUAGCUCUACUGCGACUCGCAGAACUAGCACCGUACUCAGAUUUCAUUCGACCGAUUUGCUUACCGACUAUGCCACCCCCAAAAAGUCCACCAGAUGAUUUUAGAGUUCUCGCCGCAGGGUGGGGUGCCAUCAAUGAAACCGUAAGGAAAAGUGCAGAAAAGAUGCAAGUAGACCUGCCGCUUUAUAAUCAGGAGGAUUGCAACAAGAAAUAUUCGAUAAUGGGAAAAUCCGUGCUAUGGGAGAAGCAAAUUUGCGCCGGAGGGGAGGAGGGUAGAGAUUCCUGCGAGGGCGACUCAGGAGGGCCACUGAUGAGCCUCAAUGGGAUGAUUAUGGAGAUUCUUGGUAUCACAAGCUUCGGAGUUAAGCAAUGCGGCAUGAAGGCAAAUCCAAGCAUCUACACUAAUGUACACCUCUACCUUGAUUGGAUCAAAAGUCAAAUCAGAGAAUAAGAAAUGCAUUAAUGCGUACAUACAGUGUUUAAAAAAAAACAAACGAUCUCGUGAACCAUCUAAUAUUGAUUGCAAGCAACAGAGCCUUUGAAAAAUGCUAAGUUAUUUAACCUUAGAAGCAAAAUGGACAUGAAAAUAUAAACAGAUCAUAUUUUCUUGUCCCGUAAAACGCCAUUUGAAGACAUGACCCACCUACUUUUAAUACGUGAUGUAAGAUGUGUCGUUAUCCAUGCCUCAUUCUAUGUUCAAAUUUUAAUUUAAAAAGAUAGGAAAGACUUGAAAGGAAACCUUUCUAUUUUGGUUAACCCCGAACAUUUAUCCAACAUCGAUUGCUAAUUAAAAGACAUUCAUUAAAGGGUGAAAAAACUGUCUUAAAUCGUAUUUAUAGAGUUAUCCUCACACUCGGUGUUCAUAACAUCCAUCGGCCAACUCAGUAACCGUCUCGGCAUAUGCAAGGCAGACAAGAAUUAUUGAGUGUCCUAUGUCUUAUACACUAACCAUAGGGAUAAAAGCGGUGAUAAUUCUUAAAGCAUGCACCUAGGGAGCGCCAAAAUCGACGGCAUAUUAGUCAAUUGACCGCCUCUUGAUUGAACUCAUGAUUCACGUAGAAUCAAUUAUUAAACAUUAGAUAGGUAUAUAAAAUAAAUAAUAAAUUAAAAGCCUUUAUUCUGUACACAUUUUUAGAUGCUUUAAAUAUAAAAUGAAGGCGCCUUUAUAUGAAUAUCGGCAAACGGUUUGCUACAGCUUGUCUUCCGAUAAAGGCCUCAUCCAAAGAUUUUCAUUCUGUCCUGUCAAAAAAAAGACUAAAAUAUGUCUUAGAUUGGUCUCUGGCCUUGGUGUCUGAAGAACCUUCCAAGCUUGUUACUGCGUUUAUACUACACCUUCUCGGAAAGUGGCUUCGUAUUUACAUGACAACUGGGCCAAAAGUGCGUUAUUCACAAAGUGAAUUUGUGGGUUUGUUUUUUUGUUUUACUGUAUGAAAUUUUUGACUUUUUUGUGACGGAAAACGGCCAGUUACAUUUCCACAUCGUCCGUCGGCUAGUAGCUAACAUUUCCAAGGGCUGUCACAAAACUUGCUAUAACAUUACGAUGAACUCUAACUGACUGUAGAUAAAUUACUACCUUAUACUAUCAGUAAUUAGCUGUCAAUAAUCUGAAGCUGUCCCAAUAUACCCGAUUCUUAUCGCCUUAUAUUGGGACGCGUGAAUUGCAAUUUCAAUACAAACUUCUAUCGCUGGUAAGCUAUACGUCCUCCCAUUCACGUCGAUAAGUUUAUUGGGACAGAAAAGUCAACGACAGUUACAAUUUUUAUCUCAAGUAGGCCACAACCGGAGAUAACCUGAAUAUUGGGAACGGCCGUUAUUGGGCUUUUUACUACUCGGAUCACAUAAAUGAAUAAAGAACAUAAUAUAGACCUAUGACUGGAAUAAAACCGACUGCGUAUAUCUACCUCAAGAAUUCCUCACGCUCCUAGGUAUGUUUUCGUACAUACAGCGCAGAGUAACGCAGCCUGGUCAAGUUACCAUUAAUUGUAUUUAUUACAAAAAUGGUAAUGGUAACUGAUAAAUUAUUUUGAAAAUAUUUAAAUAAUUAUAAUAUAGUAUACAUUUUAUGAAGUGGCACUAGCAUAAUAGUAGGAUUUUUAUUUUGUAUCUUGUUACUAACCCAAGAGCGACACAUACGAAUAAAAUACUUUGUAAACUGAA